Molecule: messenger RNA, 657 nt
Organism: Physeter macrocephalus (sperm whale)
Lineage: Eukaryota; Metazoa; Chordata; Mammalia; Artiodactyla; Physeteridae
Product: regulator of G-protein signaling 13-like
Exons: 2
Coding region: 1-597 (198 amino acids)
Source: RefSeq, a predicted model, not a curated record
AUGAUCCCACCACUAACUGGCACUGUCAAAACAUGCUUCAGAUGCACAGAUGUAACCGAGAUGGGGUGUGUGUGUGUGUGUGUGUGUGUGUGUGUGUGUGUGUGUGUAUCAUUAUAUAAUACUCACUUGUUAAAUAAUUUGGGAGCUCUGAUUCAGAUGUUAGUUUUAAACUGCAUUACAUAUUGUUCAGAUAUUUUUAGGAUGCUGACCCCGGAAAAUAAACUGAUUUUUCCUCUACUUUUAGAUGGUCCGGUAGUCUAUGCGGCAUACUUAAAAACGGAGCACAGUGAUGAAAAUAUUAAAUUCUGGAUGGCGUGUGAAACCUAUAAGAAAGUUGCCUCACAGAGGAGCAGAACUUCUAGGGCCAAGAAGCUUUAUAGGACUUACAUCCAGCCACAGUCCCCUAGAGAGAUUAACAUUGACAGUUCGACAAGAGAAACCAUCAUCAAGAAUAUUCAAGAACCCACUCAAACGUGUUUUGAAGAGGCUCAAAAAAUAGUGCAUAUGAACAUGGAAAGGGAUUCCUAUCCCAGGUUUCUAAAGUCAGAAAUGUACCAGAAACUUCUGAAGACUAUUCAACCCAACAACAAUUCUUGACCACCACUCAAAAGUUUAAAUUGAAGAUGGUACACUGAAAGUCCUGGCUUUGUGCUUUUA